AUGUCGAUACAACCGACAAGCCUUCCUACCGUAGGAUGCGAAGGCAUGAACGCCAGUAUGCAGCUAUCUCAUGGUACCUUGGUACACGAUGGAAGGUCUCUUGAUGGCCAGGAGUACCAGCGCGGAGAUCCCGUGACAAUAAUCGACAACGGGUCGAACGAAGACCUUAAGGACUCCAUCCACGUCCUCAAUCUGCGGAACAAUCAAUACAUGCUUGUGCUUCUCAAGUCUGUUUGCUGGAUUCCCACGCACACCGAGCAACGAUCCGGCGCCACGUUUCUGCUUACCCUGUACGGCUCCAGCCUGGAAUAUCGACACACUGCUGAACCGCAACCCCGCUUGGGCAAUCGUGGCAUCGCGACUCUCCUCGGUUCUUCUGUUUACGUCGCACGCGAGGUCGUCUUGGAGGGCAACCCAUCGAGGGCAGUUCUCGACGCUGCCGACAGAGUUUCCACAUUCACGGUUCAAUGGGAUGCGCUGUCGGUAGAUGCCAUCCAGCAGCCAGCUCUGACUCCCACAAGCUCGUCUUGCGCCUCUUCAAGAUGCCCUUCCGAAUCGGGAGAUGACGUUCCUGUAAUGCACUUCUACCGUCACCAAGGAAGACGCGAUUCUGCUAUUGAGAUCCGCGAUCCCGAGUCGCCGAUCUACAAGUCAACGACGCACAUGACAUCACCGAAGCCCCCUUUGAAACGCUCGGCUUUCUUUGCCACAAAGUACAACACACGCUUCCCAACUGAAGUUUCAGCACACAGACAAUAUCCACGCGGCAGCGCGACUUGGUCAGACGACGUGGGAUCGGACGACGAAGCAUCAUUCGACGUUGAUGCUGGCUUCAAUCAUACUGCCGGGUGUCCCAAUCUUGGUUUGUGCCACGAGGGACUGCAAUUGAGCGAAAUGAAUCCGGAUAGCGACUUGCAAGUCAACUUCGUGUUCAUGCCGCAGAACGACGGCGAAAACUACGCUGCUGGACACCAGGAACAACAACGGCCGGACAAUAACCCCCAAAAUACUAUGUGGGCUCCGUCUGGACUGCCUGCACAUGAGCAAGGAUGGAACCAGUUGCAGAUGCCUCCGCAGCAAGUCCAGGAGAUGCGACAACCCCAAAUGCCGACACCGCAACGCCAACAACAACAUCAACCACCCCCGAGGCAGGAAGUACAGCCAGAAUAUUACGACCAGUAUCGGUUGAUGGACAGAUCCCAGGCUCAGGCUUUGAGUCACCAUCCUCAGCAAAUCGCGACAUCCAACAUGCACAACCAACGCGGAGAAUACGCGCCAACACAGCACCUGCCUCAAGGCGUUACUUCCCACCCAGUCCAGAGCUUUCAGAUGCAGCCUCGAUACUCGGAACAGUCCAACAGACUCCCUGUGCAUGGCACGGCUCCUUCCCCUUUCCCCGUGCCUGAGGAGGUUCAUAUCGUUCAGAGCAACCGCCAUGAGCCUCGCCCUCCUUACUCUUUGCCAUCCUCCACCUACAGUCCUGUUCAUGAAGGCAGCUUGCCAUCCACUUCCCACACCCAGCAACCACGACGGAGCCCGAUGCCUGAUGAAUCACGAUCAUCGAGCGCAAGAGGAACACCUGUCAUGGCUCGACGAGCAAAGCCUCAGCCAACACACACGUUUACGCCGACUGCAAUGGUCAACUCUUUCCGUCAGAUUACGCAAUCACAUCUUGCUUCUCUUGAGAGGCACUUCGAACAGCUUCAGCAAGGCCAUGGCAAUGACGAACAGAUUCGAAAGGCCGAGGAGACGUUGCAAGCCGCGCGUCGCGCCGCUGAAAGCUCAUCGCAAACACUUGGCCUACUUCAGCCACUGACUGGCAUUCCAUUUCGUGGUACGGAGAGCAGGCUGCAGUCUCUGUCUGAUCAGAUCGCCGCAGCCAUGCAAAACCUUCUCCCCGGUGCUGCUGAGCAACCUGCCUCGCCUGAGGAGGGCGUUCAACAGUUGAAUAAGAAGGUUCAGGACCUCAAGGAGUUCAUUGAGUAUCUGGAAGGUGUUCAUCCAGAGGCCGUAAGGCGCGCGCAGGCCUCCGCGGAGGCCAGCUCCACAUCUGGAGACAAACCCCGGCAGGAUAGCAAGAACCUUCCCGUUUCUACAUCGAACCGCGUUCCAUCCGCACCUGCUUCUGUCUCUUCACAGAUGGGAGCAAGCGACGAUGAUUCGUGUCGCUGGGUGGACGGUCAAGCCACACCACCCCCUGACCGUUCAGCUGCCAUGGGUCAGAACCGAGACCAGUCUCGAAUGUUUCGUGAUAUGGCAAAUGGCCACGGUCGAAUUCGCCAGGAGAAUCGCAUCACCUCCGACUUCUACCCAAAUGCGGCCUACAGCCGACCGUCAUCUCUCAUGAACUCGCCGGUGACGAGCCAUCCUGCCCCGGCUGAGCCGAACCACGGUUUUUUCCAACAAGCCUUACCCGUCCCAGUCCAACAAUCAAUCCCCCUCUCAGACUAUGCGAUGCAGUCUCGGCCGAUCCAGGCUUACACACCCCCAACCUCGGCCGAGAUGAUGCGGCCCAUGCAGGCGAUCUCGAGCCUUCCCUCUCAACACUACACCACCCAGCAGGAGAAUCCAUUUUGCCUGCGUCCUUCUCAGCAAGCCUGCAUGUAUCCCACGAGUGGAGCAGAGAUGCCCCAGUCAGGAUACGCUCCUCGAUCUCCGGUCUCAUUCCAGCCAACUGGUCCGAACCCCCCAGCUGGGUAUUAUCAGGAUAUGAGGUCCAGCCUUCCCGACAGGCGGCCGAUGCGCCAGGAGCGCCAGGCUCCCUACUCUCUGAGUUACAGAGACCAGAGGCGGCGCAGGGGAAGCCAGUAA
Messenger RNA from Colletotrichum karsti, 2811 nucleotides. RefSeq lists its product as uncharacterized. NCBI's taxonomy places the organism in Eukaryota, Fungi, Ascomycota, Sordariomycetes, Glomerellales, Glomerellaceae. Bases 1 to 2811 code for a protein of 936 amino acids. The transcript has 2 exons. The record is from RefSeq and is a predicted model, not a curated record.